Messenger RNA from Corticium candelabrum, 531 nucleotides. RefSeq lists its product as uncharacterized. The transcript has a single exon. The record is from RefSeq and is a predicted model, not a curated record. Bases 1 to 531 code for a protein of 176 amino acids. NCBI's taxonomy places the organism in Eukaryota, Metazoa, Porifera, Homoscleromorpha, Homosclerophorida, Plakinidae.
AUGGAAGGUGAUCAGUCACGUCGUAUCAUGAUAUUUGAGAAAGUAGGAAUCAGAUCACCUGUCAUGUUUCUAGUAGGAACACAUGCUGAUAAGUUAAAGGAGCAGCCAGGGAUGAUGGAGAAACAGGAUGCAUUUAUAAGGAAGAAACUGGAGGGCACAGUGUUGGCAGAACACAUCAUAUGGGCAUCUAAAGAUAUGAUGUGUUUCUAUGUGGAUAACACAGUGACAGACCCAGACAGUGGUGUUGUAGAUCCACAGGUGACUCUGCUUCGUCAGAAAACACAGGAAGUGGCUCACAAGGUGGCCCAACAUCACAGAUUGCCUAUCAGCUGGCUUAAGUAUGAACAAAAUGUAAGAGAAGUGAAAGUCUCUUAUCCAACAAAGAGAACAACAACUGUUGAUGAAUUACUACAGCUUGCUAUGAAAGCUGCUGGAAUCAAAGAUCGAGAAGAGCUGUUGGUGUUGCUACUGUAUUUGAGUAGUCGCGCAGUGUUGAUGUAUCAUCCCAAGGCAUUUGAAGAGUGGAGAUGA